GGCUUUUCAAAGUGGUGCGUAACUGGAGAUGAAGGAUGUCAAGCCCUAUCCAGUUGAUCCAUCUUAUUCUGACCCGCCAGUUAUCGAGACAGACUAUUCAACAUGGGGAAUAGUCAAAGCUGUUCAGUAUGGAAUUAUAAAACGAGUUAUCGAGCUGGUAGAGCCACCAGAUUCACAACUGGUGGGUUACGAUGUCAACCAACUAGAUGAUGAGGAUGUCUCACUAUUACACUGGGCUGCCAUAAACAACCGUUUAGCCAUUGCUCAUUAUCUUCUAUCGAAAGGUGCGAUAAUAGAUAGACCAGGUGGUCAUCUUGCUGCAACCCCACUGCACUGGGCUAUUAGGCAAUCACACUUAAGUAUGGUACACUUCCUUAUGCAGAGGGGCGCUGAUCCAAUGUUUAUGGAUAACACUGGACUAGGAUGUUUUCAUGUUGCAAUACAAAUGGGAAAUAUUCCAAUUAUCGUUUAUUUGCUUUCUCAUGGGGUCAAUGUUGAUACUCGAGAUGGCAAUGGUCUCACUCCAUUAAUGAUAGCUUGUAUGCAUGUACGAUCAGUUGAUAUAUUUCGUCUGUUAAUCUCAUAUGGUGCGAAUUUGCGAUUAACUGAUUCACAUGGCAACACUGUAGCACAUUAUUCUGUUCAGUUUGCUAAUUUUCAAGCCGUUGUACAAUUAGACAAAGGUGAUAUUGACUGGAAUGCACUAAAUGAUGAAAGCAAAACGCCGUAUGAGGUUCGUGUAGUCCCAUGGUUAACAGAUCGUGUCAAACAAAUGGCUACUGUACAGAGCAUGAUGAAUUCAUCGCACCGUUUCUCUCGUUUAGGCUUAUCUAUGCUACAUUAUUCACCUGUAUGGCGUCAACGAAUAACAAUUAUGCUUCCACCAUUAAUUCUUAUUACUUGCGGUCUGCUUAUAAAUUGGGAUAUACCAUCCACAUUAUAUCAUUUAAAUUUUAUCAAUCAAUCGUCAAAAAUUUCAUCAUGGAUAAUAUAUUCCACUAAAUUUCUUUUAUUAAUAUUAUUAUCAUUCAUAGCACGUUUUAUUAUUGAUCGAUUCUCAGAUCAUAAGUCACAGGCUGUAAUGUUAUUCAGUUUAGCAACAAGUACAACAUUGUUAUUAACUAUAACAUAUUUAUUUCAUAUUACAUUACAUACACCAAAUUAUUGGAUAUUACAUUUUUGGUUUCUAUUCUUUAUUACUAUGCUAUGGACAACAUUUAUUUUAUGUUGUACAAAAAAUCCUGGUUACGUAGAUGAUGUUAUUAAAAAAGAAUGUCAACAAGAAACUAUUGCACAAUUACUUGAUGAAGUCUUAACUCAUACAAAUAAUUUAACAUUAGCUAAUAAUAAUAAUAAUAAUCAAGAAGAAUCAUCAUCAUCGUCAUCAUCAUCAUCAAUAUUAUCCAUCAAUCCAUUACAACGUUUUUGUACAACUUGUUUUAUACGUAAACCAUUAAGAUCAAAACAUUGUUCAACAUGUGAUCGUUGUGUAGCACGAUUCGAUCAUCAUUGUCCAUGGAUAUAUAAUUGUGUUGGAAUGAUGAAUCAUUUUUAUUUUAUUAUAUAUUUAUUAUCAACCAGUGUUUCAUGUAAUCUAUUUAUGUUGGGUAGUAUUGUUUAUUGGCAAAAUGAAUUUAGUUGUUUAUCGAAUACAUCAUUAACAUCUGAGAAAACUGAUCUACUUACAACUAUAUGGUCAUAUCUAUUAUGUAAUCCAUGGAUUACAUUUUGUUUUAUCAAUGGUGCAUUUUAUUCAUUUUGGACAACAUUAUUAUUUUGUUCACAAUUUUAUCAAAUGGUAUGGUUAAAUGCAACUACAAAUGAACGUAUUAAUAUGGAUAGAUAUGUUGAAUUUAAUACCAACAACAACAACAACAACAACAAUACUACUACUACUACUACUAGUACUACUACUACUACUAAUAAUAAUAGUAGUAAUAGUUCUAUAUCAUCUAUAAAAUAUAAUCGUCCAUAUGAUCAUGGUAUAUGGCGUAAUCUACUUGAUUUAAUUGGUUUACCUGGUUUUAUUAUGAAUUCAAAUAAACCAGUUGAUUGGAGACAAAUACAUCAAAUGGAACAAUUAAAUAUUCAAUCUUCAAUAUACCAUAAUCAUCAUCAUAGUGAUAAUAAUGAUGUAGAUAAAAAGUUACUAGAUUGGUCAAUAUAAGUUUUUUUUUUCUUUUAAAAAAAAGAGAAAAAAGAAAAAGGGUGGAUGUCAUUUUCAUUAUUAUCAGUGUUGUAUAUAAUAUAAAAUGUUUUUCUCUUUUUUUUCUUUUUUUUGUUUGUUUGUUUCUUUUAUUGACUGCUCAAUGAUAGUUUGUUUUUAACACUUUCAUCAUAUUCUAACAGUUAGUAACUAUUUGUCAAUAUUACAAAUGAUACCCUUUUUGAAUUUUGUGGGAAAAAAAAGAGAGGAAAAAGAAAAUUCUUCUCUUAGUUUAUUGUUUAUGAUAGUUUUAAUUGGUUUUUAAUGUUCUUUUUUCGGGGGGUAAAUUUUCAUCAAUUGGUUGUAUUUAUAUUCGUUUAUUGAG
Molecule: messenger RNA, 2531 nt
Organism: Schistosoma rodhaini
Lineage: Eukaryota; Metazoa; Platyhelminthes; Trematoda; Strigeidida; Schistosomatidae
Source: the annotation of a GenBank genome assembly